Molecule: messenger RNA, 2089 nt
Organism: Neoarius graeffei (lesser salmon catfish)
Lineage: Eukaryota; Metazoa; Chordata; Actinopteri; Siluriformes; Ariidae
Gene: hdhd5
Product: haloacid dehalogenase like hydrolase domain containing 5
Exons: 8
Coding region: 322-1647 (441 amino acids)
Biological process (GO): glycerophospholipid biosynthetic process
Cellular component (GO): mitochondrion
Source: RefSeq, a predicted model, not a curated record
AGAGGUUUUUUUUUUUUUAGGUAGUUGUGAUCGGUUAAUGUCAGCUGAUGGAAUCCUCGUUAUUUAUUUUAAAAAUAAUCGGUAUUUGGACUGCUGUUUGUGGACCAGGCUCGUUGCUUGUUUUCUGCAAAUAAAUAGUUAAUGUCAUUUGGUCGUAAAUUAUUGUACAGAAACAAUGUUUAGGCUGAGCCUCGGUAACUAACCACACAGAGAGUGAAACUAAUUUAGCCGGUUGGAUAGCAGCUGAAACUAAAACCUCUGAAGUGUCAUGUACUGAACGAGGUAGUUGUCUAGUUCCUGCAUUGUGCCAAAGUAAAAGAAAUGAUCGAGUUAAUUUCGCGAUUGAACAUGUUUAAACUGGGCUGGCAGGCUCUGAGAUUCGGCACAGCGGCGCAAAUACGGCGCUACACCAAUCCUUCCCACUGCAGUCACAACUCUUUUGGUCUGCUUUUCGACAUUGAUGGGGUCCUGGUCCGUGGAAGAACCCCCAUUCCAGCAGCCAAGCAAUGCUUUAGACAUCUAGUGGAUGGAAAUGGAAAAUAUAAAGUCCCAGUGGUCUUUGUGACCAAUGCUGGGAACUCUGUCCGGCAGACCAAAGCAGAGCAGCUGUCUCAUCUUCUUGAAGUGGAGGUGUCACCGGAUCAGGUCAUGUUGUCCCAUAGUCCUUUACGGGUCUUCAGUCAGUUCCAUAAGAUGUGUGUGCUAGUGUCUGGACAGGGGCCGGUUGUGGAAGUUGCACACAAUUUGGGCUUUCAGAAUGUUGUCACCAUUGAUAUGCUACGAGAGGCGUACCCUCUACUGGAUGUGGUGGAUCACAAUCGCAGACCCAAAGAUGUGGUUCCUCCAUCCAGUGACCUCCAACCAAUUGAAGCUCUCAUUCUCAUUGGUGAGCCAAUCAGGUGGGAGACUAACCUUCAGCUGAUUAUGGAUGUUCUCCUGACCAAUGGGAAGCCAGGAAGUCCCAUAACAUCACUACAUUACCCACAUAUCCCUGUGCUGGCCUGCAACAUGGACCUGUUAUGGAUGGCAGAGGCAAAGAGUCCUCGAUUCGGUCAUGGAAUGUUCCUGGUGUGUUUGGAGAGCAUCUAUAAGAAGAUCACAGGUUAUGACCUGCAGUAUGAGGCUCUGAUUGGGAAACCCAGUGUGGUGACCUAUAAUUAUGCAGAGCUGCUGAUCAGACAGCAGGCAGAUAAGUUGGGCUGGACAGAACCUGUCCAAAGACUGUAUGCCAUUGGGGAUAACCCCAUGGCUGACAUCUAUGGUGCAAACCUCUACAACCGUUACUUGCAGUCAGUGCAUCGUGGCAGGACUCAGGUACAUGCACAAGGUGGCUCAGUCAGUCACAUAGUAGGUGAUUUCCACUAUGAAACAGCCGAUGAUACAAAAAGUUCAGGCAAGGUGAUGGUCGGGGGCUCAUAUGAGCACCGUCUACCCGAGAGCUGCAGCUCCAUCCUGGUGUGCACAGGUGUUUACAACCGAGAGCAGCAGGAGCUCUCUCCUGAGCAAACGGUCACAGAGCAGCGCAUCUUCCAUGGGCAUCGGGAUUUCCGCUUUGAUCCAACCCUGACCCAGCCUUCUUUUGUAGUUCAGGAUGUAUUCGAGGCUGUGGAGCUCGUCUUCCAGCAAGAGGGCUCUAGUCUGGAGUAAACCAGACACUUCUCGGGUUACCACAAAUACGUACAGAUAAUUAGAGAACCAAACUUAACACCUCACACAAUGGAAACCCUGCACGUGAAGAAAUGCCGUGCACCUCCAGGUCACUAACGUAUGCUGUAAGACCCUGAAAAUGACUCACUGUAACCGUAGGAUAAAGGUUUUUUUUUUUUAAGGAUUUGUAGUAAUUACAACUAGAACAUGAACUCUGUUUAUUGUUAAUAUAUUAAUAAAGUCAUGUUUUGGGUAGAGCAGUUCUGCUUUAGUGUGUUUUAAAUUAGACGUCAUGUUUACCAUACUAUUUAAGUAAAGUAAGGAUGGUUGUCUUUUUCAGCAUUUAAGUUUUUUGGAUUUAUUUUUGGAUACAAAAUCUUUUCAUCCUAUGUUGGUAUGCAAUUGUUUGUUAUUUUAACCUAUUUUUUAAAAAUGGAUGAAU